AUGGCCAACAUCAAAGAUCUGAAAAUGCAGUGCAAGAUUACUGAGCUGCGAAGCGCUGGGCUACAGGAAAAGUCGUAUCGAGAAAAUAUGUUCUGGACUGCCCUGAACGAACGUUUCGGCACUAGCAAGCCAAAAGUCAGCAAGCUAGAGGCUAGUAAGCCAAAAAUUCCGCAGAUCAGACGCGAACAAGACACAAGCGCAAUGCCGCACGCGUCUUCAAGCAUCGCCUACACAAACAUGAGCAUGGAGAUGAGCGACAUGCUUCCAAUGGAGCUUCGCGACAUGAUAUACGGAGACAUCAUGCCCAGCCAUGUCAAAUUCAGAAAAGCCGAAGCUGGCGGUAUAUUUUUCGAGAACGUGGACGAUGGAAAACGUUUCGACCUCGCUCAUUACAAGGGCUUGGGCCCAGCUAUCUACCUGGAGUUUGUCGCGCGCUUCUAUCGCGCGACCCAAUUCUCCCUCGAACUUCCUAGUGAAGAAGAGAACAUAGCACUGUUUCUCGCUUCCGGUACAUCAGGACUGCAACUUGAUCUGAAUAAGCUAGUCUCGAGAAUCUCGCUUGAUAUUUACGAGCGCCACUUUGAGAAGAUGGAAGAGAAAGGGCAUGAAUUCGGCUUUGACACUCCGUUUACAAGAGCCUCGCCGCCCAUCACCGAGUUAUUAAUGCGCCAAGAAACCCCCAAGAUGGUUAUUAAGCGACGUCUCGAUUUUCUCACCACUUUGCUGCCAAUGGAAAGCAACAGCCGCAUUCUCACAGUCGCCAUACAAUACGACGUAAGACACAGGAACUAUCUGCUCAAUAUCCUACUGCCAAUCCUCCAAAAGCUCAAAAACAAGGGCUGGAGACUAGAUCUGAAGCUUGAGGAUUACGAGACAGCGUCGGGCCGAUGCGCGAACUUUACUGAGAACACGCUGGACUUCACGACGAAAGGCUGCUUGGAAGGUGUGCAGAAGUGGCUUCAGGUUAGUAAGAUAUGA
This is a messenger RNA of Alternaria rosae, 978 nucleotides long. RefSeq lists its product as uncharacterized. Lineage: Eukaryota; Fungi; Ascomycota; Dothideomycetes; Pleosporales; Pleosporaceae. The coding region runs from base 1 to 978 and encodes 325 amino acids. The transcript has 3 exons. The record is from RefSeq and is a predicted model, not a curated record.